Molecule: messenger RNA, 4050 nt
Organism: Sarcophilus harrisii (Tasmanian devil)
Lineage: Eukaryota; Metazoa; Chordata; Mammalia; Dasyuromorphia; Dasyuridae
Gene: ST3GAL3
Product: ST3 beta-galactoside alpha-2,3-sialyltransferase 3
Exons: 11
Coding region: 170-1453 (427 amino acids)
Molecular function (GO): sialyltransferase activity
Source: RefSeq, a predicted model, not a curated record
GGCCGGCCCCGCCCUCGCCCCAGGCCCCGCCCCUGGCGCUGCGAGGCCGAGGCUGCGUCCCCGCCAUGGCGGCGCCCGCGGAGUCCCCCGCGCCGGAGCCCGAGGCCGGGCCCGACCCCGCGCCCCUCCAGCCCCCUGCCGUCGGUCCCGCCCCGCGGUCAUGUAGCCAAUGAAGAUGGGCCUUGUGGUGCUCGUCCGGAACCUGCUGCUCACCCUGUGCCUCUGCCUGGUGCUGGGUUUCAUGUACUAUGCCGCCUGGAAGCUGCACCUCCUCCGCUGGGAAGACCCCAAUGAGGAAGCUGAGUCUCAGAAAAAGGAAGGCUUUGGCUAUUGUGAUACACAUAAGGAAGUUGUAAUAUUCUCUCUAAAAGAUUCAGGGGCUCUUACCUUUGACUCCGUUGGACGGACACUAGGCUCAGGAAGGAGACAGAGGAACAAUGUGGCCCUUGACUUUCCAUCUCUGCCGCCCUCAUGCCUUGCUGUGGACUCGGGACAAUCCAGAACCCAGAAAGCGAUGAUGGAGGCCCGGGGCCCGGCCCAGCCCAAGUAUGAUCGAUUGGGUUUUCUCCUGAAAUUGGACUCAAAAUUGCCUGCAGAGUUAGCCACCAAGUAUGCCAACUUGUCAGAUGGGGCUUGCAAGCCUGGCUACGCAUCCGCCCUGAUGACUGCCAUCUUCCCUAAGUUCUCCAGGCCCGCCCCCAUGUUCCUGGAUGACUCCUUCCGCAAGUGGGCGCGCAUCCGAGACUUCGUGCCACCCUUUGGAAUCAAAGGUCAAGAUAACCUGAUCAAAGCCAUCCUGUCAGCCACCAAAGAGUACCGCCUGACCCCUGCCCUGGACAGCCUCAGCUGCCGCCGCUGCAUCAUCAUAGGGAAUGGAGGUGUCCUGGCCAACAAGUCCUUGGGGGCACGGAUCGAUGACUACGACAUUGUGGUCAGGCUGAACUCAGCUCCCGUGAAAGGCUUUGAGAAGGACGUUGGGGGCAAGACCACCCUGCGCAUCACAUACCCCGAGGGGGCCAUGCAGCGGCCAGAGGAGUAUGAGAAGGACUCCCUCUUUGUCCUGGCCGGCUUCAAGUGGCAAGACUUCAAGUGGCUCAAGUACAUCGUCUACAAGGAGAAAGUGGUGAGCGGCCUUCAGGCACCCUCCAAGGGUCCCUCUGCCCGGGACGGGCUCAUGCACUGGGCGUCAGGAGGACCGGGGGCCGUGUGGGCUGUGCCCACGAGGAAAUGGCCCGAGCUGAGCACCCCCGUCCUCUCUGAGUCAGGAGGCCAGCCGGACCCGGGUGUCAGGGCACUCCUGGGGGGUCAGAGGAGCAAUUCAAGCUGUCCAAAGGGGUACGGCGAGGGGCACAGUUGUGGGGACUCAUCACAGGGCUCUGUGGCUGGCAAGCUCUUGGCCAUUCCAUCCUCCCAAAGAGCUUGGAAAGUAGGCGCUAUCCCAUUUUACAGAUGAGAUAACUGAGGGUCUCCCAGCUUGUAGGGGUCUGAGGUAAGAUCUGAAUUCAGGUCUUCCCGGUGGGCUCCACCUUUCCCAGGGGGCCUUCCUGGCCUUGCACAGCUUUUACUGUGGAGGUCAGCCCUGUGAUAGCCCGUCCUCCCUCCUUGUGGGUGAUGGUGGAGGGUGAGAAGAGGCCCUCAGAGACCCCUCAGCUUGGCCCUGUGCCUGCCUAGGCUGGGAGCCCUGCCUCUGCCUAUUGCGUGCUGUGUUCUGAUGGGGCUUUGUUGUCCCAGAGGCAUGGCCGGGGACAGGGGAGGCCGGGGAUGGGGGAGGCCGAGGCUGGCUGGCCUCCGCCCCGCCGUUGCCCCGCUCCCACACUGCCCUGGGUCUCUGCCCAACCUCCAGGACACUGUCCCUGCUCUGUGCCAGUUAAGUUUCCCCAGGAAAUGUCACUGUGGGGGGCAAGGUGGGCAGCUCUGCCCCUUGCCAAGGUGGGGCUGCUGUUUUCUGGGCUGCCAGCCCUCCUCCUCCUCCUCACCUUCCUCCUGGCUUCUCAUCCCAUGUGACCACAGUUCUAAUCAGCCCAAGCCCGCGGGCAGCGGCCUCCUCAGGACUCUCGUGGGCCAAAGGUGGCUCCCCGGCAUUUACCAAGCCCAUCCUUCCCCGGGUGCUCACGCGAGCACCUGCCACCCACAGGGAUGACUCACGCCGACAGAAGAGACCGAGCAGCUUGCUCCCCUCCCAGCCAGAAGGGAGCCGGAGGGGCAGAGCCCCGGCAACCGGCAGCCCCUUCCCCCCUGCCUCUGCUGUGCCGGCCCCGGGCCCCCCAGCAACCUGCACCUCUGGGCUUCAGUUAUUCUCACCCACAGUCGAGGGCAAGGGCCUGGGCUCUCCAAGCAGUCAGUGUCUGAGGACUCCAGGCUGGCACCGUGCUUGCUACACCACUUCGGGGUGCCACAGAGGGCACAAAGGGCCUAAGGUGCCUGGAGUCAGGCGGCCACGGGCUCUACUCUCCAGACAGAGGCCUCUGUCCCAGGAAGCCCCUGGAGCUCACCCGCCAGGAGGAUGGUCAGACCUGCACUCUAGAAGGAAAGGGCCAGUUGUGCCCAGGGUGGCCGAGAGAGCAGGAGGCCCGUGAAGGAGCUACUGCGGCAUCCAGGGGUGUGUGUGCAUGUAUGCACGUGUGUGCAUGUGUGCGUGCCCAUUUGUGCACACAUGCAGAGAUGCCCACUACGCAGUUUGUGGUGUGCACUUCCGGGCUCAGGGGCAUCUAGGGCUGGGGAGCCAGGUCUGAGUCCUCAAGGACCAUGGGAGCGGGUUGGGGAGAGGGAGAAGUCUCCGGCUGGGGGUGUCAGGGUCCCAGAAGCCCAGGGAGGGACAAGGCGGGAGAGACAUCCAUCGGAUCCGGCAGCUAGGAGAAGGCCGAUGACCUCGGAGGGGGCGGUUUUUCCGAGGAUGGGUCUGAAGCCGCGUGUGAGAGGCAGGGAGCGUGACCAGCUUCUUCUGAGAGUUUGGCCGUGAGGGAGGAGAGAUGAAGGCAAGGGCUCCGAAGAGAGAGCCGGAACAGGGGGUGAGGAGCUGCUUAUAAUGGGACUUGGAUCUCCGGGAACGCCGACUCCUGGCCAGGGGAGUGUAGCUUGAAGGACUGAAAAUACGGUUUGUGGGAGUCUCGCCCUGAUUAAAAGGCUGCCACUGGAGGAAGAAGGGAAGGAGGAGAUCGCUGGCAUCUCAGACGCGCCACAGAGAGCAGCGAGAGUGUGACGGGGUGAAUAACAGCAGCCGAGACACCCAGAAACUUAAGGGAAUCCCCCGAGAAAGGAGCCGGCGGCCUUUGGGUCUGCACCCCGAGGCCCAGAGUGCGACAGCCGGGAAUCCUGAGGCCAGCAGGCAAACCUGGUUUCCCGUUCAUGCCUGAGACUGAGGGGAUGAGCUCUAUUAACCGGGAGUAUGCACUUUAUGCACAGGAAACAGGGGGGCUUUUUAAUGUCUGGAGAGGGAGGACUAUUAAGAAAUGCGCCUUAUGGGAGGGGAGCCAGGAACCAGAGGCAGAAGGUAUGGCCUGGACCGGUCAGUGGGGGCAGAAGCAGUCGGCAUCAGAGGGGACCAAAUGCCCCCGGGGCAGAAGGAGGAGACAGACGAGGAGUCAGCCAUGUUGUGGCGCUGCGCCAGGCACUGGGGGUACAGAGGGAGGCAGGAGGCAGGCCCUGCUCUGUUGUCAAGGAGCCUACGGUCCCACGGGGAGAGCCACACGCAAACCACGGAGGCCAGAAGCUUCGGAGAGCCUGGAGUGGAGAAGGAAGGCGCUGGCAUUGGUGGGGAGGAGGAAGGACUUCCUGUGGAAGGUGGCGUUGCAGGGGGGCCAGGAAGCAGAGAUGAGGAGGCAGAGCGUUCUGCACACGGGGGCAGCUGGAAGAAAUGCCCACAGUCAAAGGAGCUGCGAGGAGCCCCGCAUCAAAGUACGCGGCAGGGAAUGAGGUGUAAGAGGACUGGAAAGAAAGGAAGAAGCCGGGUUAGGGAGAGCAGAAGAGUUUAUGUUUGAUCCUGGGAGUGAUAGGAGCCCCUGCAGCUUUAUUUUUCAAACAAUAUUUUUAUUUUUUCCAGUUACUUUUAGU